AGAACCCAACACCACCUUCUGAGAUGAUCUUGGUUCCCAGAAUGCCUUUGGUGCUGCUCCUGCUGCUGCCUAUCUUGAGUUCUGCAAAAGCUCAGGUUAAUCCAGCUAUAUGCAGGUAUCCUCUGGGCAUGUCAGGAGGCCACAUUCCUGAUGAGGACAUCACAGCUUCCAGUCAGUGGUCAGAGUCCACAGCUGCCAAAUAUGGAAGGCUGGACUCAGAAGAAGGAGAUGGAGCCUGGUGCCCUGAGAUUCCAGUGGAACCCGAUGACCUGAAGGAAUUUCUGCAGAUUGAUUUGCACACCCUACACUUUAUCACUCUUGUGGGGACCCAGGGGCGCCAUGCAGGGGGUCAUGGCAUCGAGUUUGCACCCAUGUACAAGAUCAAUUAUAGUCGGGAUGGCACUCGCUGGAUUUCUUGGCGGAACCGGCAUGGGAAACAGGUGCUAGAUGGAAAUAGUAACCCGUAUGACAUUUUCCUAAAGGACUUGGAGCCACCCAUUGUAGCUAGAUUUGUUCGCUUCAUUCCAGUCACUGACCACUCCAUGAAUGUUUGCAUGAGGGUGGAACUUUAUGGCUGUGUCUGGCUAGAUGGCUUGGUGUCUUACAAUGCUCCAGCUGGGCAGCAGUUUGUACUCCCUGGAGGCUCUAUCAUUUAUCUGAAUGAUUCUGUCUAUGAUGGAGCCGUUGGGUACAGCAUGACUGAAGGACUGGGCCAACUGACAGAUGGGGUGUCUGGCCUGGAUGAUUUCACCCAGACCCAUGAAUACCAUGUGUGGCCGGGCUAUGACUACGUGGGCUGGCGGAAUGAGAGUGCCACCAAUGGCUACAUUGAGAUCAUGUUUGAAUUUGACCGCAUCAGGAAUUUCACUACCAUGAAGGUCCACUGCAAUAACAUGUUUGCUAAAGGUGUGAAGAUCUUUAAGGAGGUACAGUGCUACUUCCGUUCUGAAGCCAAUGAGUGGGAACCUAAUGCAGUUUCCUUCCCUCUUGUCCUGGAUGAUGUCAACCCCAGUGCUCGCUUUGUCACAGUGCCUCUCCACCACCGAAUGGCCAGUGCCAUCAAAUGCCAAUACCAUUUUGCUGACACCUGGAUGAUGUUCAGUGAGAUCACUUUCCAAUCAGAUGCGGCAAUGUACAACAACUCUGGAGCCCUGCCCACCUCUCCUAUGGCACCGACAACCUAUGAUCCAAUGCUUAAAGUCGAUGAUAGCAACACACGGAUCCUGAUUGGCUGCUUGGUGGCCAUCAUCUUCAUCCUCCUGGCCAUCAUUGUCAUUAUCUUGUGGAGACAGUUCUGGCAGAAAAUGCUGGAGAAGGCUUCCCGGAGGAUGCUGGAUGAUGAAAUGACUGUCAGCCUCUCCCUACCAAGCGAGUCCAGUAUGUUCAACAAUAACCGCUCCUCAUCACCAAGUGAACAGGAGUCCAACUCGACUUAUGAUCGCAUAUUUCCUCUUCGCCCUGACUACCAGGAGCCAUCCAGACUGAUACGAAAGCUCCCAGAAUUUGCUCCAGGGGAGGAAGAGUCAGGCUGCAGUGGCAUUGUGAAGCCAGCCCAACACAACGGACCUGAGGGAGUGCCCCACUAUGCAGAAGCUGACAUAGUGAACCUCCAGGGAGUGACUGGAGGCAACACCUACUCAGUUCCUGCUGUCACCAUGGACCUUCUCUCAGGAAAAGAUGUGGCUGUGGAAGAGUUUCCCCGGAAACUCUUAACUUUCAAGGAGAAGCUAGGAGAAGGCCAGUUUGGAGAGGUUCAUCUUUGUGAAGUGGAGGGAAUGGAAAAAUUCAAAGACAAAGAUUUUGCCCUAGAUGUCAGUGCCAACCAGCCUGUCCUGGUGGCUGUGAAAAUGCUCCGAGCAGAUGCCAACAAGAAUGCCAGGAAUGAUUUUCUUAAGGAGAUAAAGAUCAUGUCCCGGCUCAAGGAUGCAAACAUCAUCCGUCUCUUAGCUGUGUGUAUCACUGAUGACCCUCUUUGCAUGAUCACGGAAUACAUGGAGAAUGGAGACCUCAAUCAGUUUCUUUCCCGCCAUGAGCCUGCCAAUUCUUGCUCCAGCAAUGUACCCACUGUCAGUUACGUCAACCUGAAGUUUAUGGCUACCCAGAUUGCCUCUGGCAUGAAGUACCUUUCCUCUCUGAAUUUUGUCCACCGAGAUCUGGCUACACGAAACUGUUUAGUGGGUAAGAACUACACCAUCAAGAUAGCUGACUUUGGAAUGAGCAGAAACUUAUACAGUGGUGACUACUACCGGAUCCAGGGUCGCGCAGUGCUCCCUAUACGCUGGAUGUCUUGGGAGAGCAUCUUGCUGGGCAAAUUCACUACAGCAAGUGAUGUGUGGGCAUUUGGGGUGACUCUGUGGGAGACAUUCACCUUUUGCCAAGAGCAGCCCUAUUCUCAGCUGUCAGAUGAACAGGUUAUUGAAAAUACUGGAGAGUUCUUCCGAGACCAGGGGAGGCAGAUUUACCUCCCUCAACCAGCCAUUUGCCCUGACUCUGUGUAUAAGCUGAUGCUCAGCUGUUGGAGAAGAGAUACAAAGCACCGUCCAUCAUUUCAAGAAAUCCACCUUUUGCUCCUUCAACAAGGGGAUGAGUGAUGCCGUCAAUGCGUGAUAGCAUUCCAAUGGCCCAGGUUCUUCCCACAAGACCUACCACUCAACCAUACCUAAGCCACUCCAUCUGGACAUUUUACGGAACUGAGAGACACAGGCCUUUUGCUUUGUUCUCUCUCUGUCCCUCACCUCCCCCAUGCCACUCCUUCACUCCCUACCACUGUCUGAUAUAUACUUUUUU
This is a messenger RNA of Marmota flaviventris (yellow-bellied marmot), 2787 nucleotides long. RefSeq names its product discoidin domain receptor tyrosine kinase 2 (gene Ddr2). Gene Ontology annotation, cellular component: plasma membrane; signaling receptor complex. The record is from RefSeq and is a predicted model, not a curated record. Lineage: Eukaryota; Metazoa; Chordata; Mammalia; Rodentia; Sciuridae. Gene Ontology annotation, biological process: positive regulation of phosphatidylinositol 3-kinase/protein kinase B signal transduction; multicellular organism development; cell surface receptor protein tyrosine kinase signaling pathway. Gene Ontology annotation, molecular function: collagen binding; ATP binding; protein tyrosine kinase collagen receptor activity.